AUGGAGACCCAGGGGAUCUUUGAUGAGUUUGUGGUAUGGGGGCAUGAGACUCUUCCUGCGGCGGAUGACACUUUUGUGAAGGGAGUGGAAGAGUGGCUGCAGUUUGCGGACGCGAUGCAUACAACCCCCACAUCGGGCACGAAUGGAAAGGAGUCUGCUGCUGCUUGA
Penicillium egyptiacum is the source of this 168-nucleotide messenger RNA. Lineage: Eukaryota; Fungi; Ascomycota; Eurotiomycetes; Eurotiales; Aspergillaceae. The record is from the annotation of a GenBank genome assembly.